GUCAUAUUCCCAUAAAUCCCCCUCCCUAAGCGGCUCCUUACAAUAAAAUUAUGCACAAACUAGUCGCUGUGUUUCUCUGCUCACGGCACAGCACAGCACUGAAGCUUCACUUUCGCUCCUGCUUGAAUCAAAUAUGCAACAAGAACAGGGUGGAAAAUCUGACACGGAAGUGACAUGGGAAGAUCAACAGAACAUCAACAAAUUCGGAAGAUUAAACAACAGAUUUCAUGAGCUUGAAGACGAAAUCAAGAUCGCCAAGGAAACAAAUGAGAACCUGGAGGAUGCAGGCAAUGAAUUGAUUCUGACAGAUGAAGAGAUUGUUCGGUUCCAAAUUGGAGAAGUCUUUGCCCAUGUACCUAAGGAAGAAGUGGAGACCAGGAUAGAAGAGAUGAAAGAAGUGACUAGUAAGAACUUGGAAAAACUUGAGGAAGAGAAGGAAUCUGUACUUGCCCAAAUGGCUGAGUUGAAGAAGAUUCUAUACGGGAAAUUCAAGGACUCCAUUAACCUAGAGGAGGAUUAAUAGGAUAUGAAUUGCUAUUUGCCCGUAAUCCAGUUGCCUCUUUGCUUUGGUCUUUAUAUGAUUUACCUUUCGUCAAGAAACUGACAUACUUCAGUAGUUUGUAUGGACAUAAUAUUUGUAGACAUUUUGACAGUCCAUUGAUGUAUGAAUCCUAGUCCAGUGUUUUAUCUUGAA
Mangifera indica (mango) is the source of this 694-nucleotide messenger RNA. RefSeq names its product probable prefoldin subunit 4. Lineage: Eukaryota; Viridiplantae; Streptophyta; Magnoliopsida; Sapindales; Anacardiaceae. The transcript has 3 exons. Gene Ontology annotation, cellular component: prefoldin complex; cytoplasm. The coding region runs from base 134 to 520 and encodes 128 amino acids. Gene Ontology annotation, biological process: protein folding. The record is from RefSeq and is a predicted model, not a curated record.